Strongylocentrotus purpuratus (purple sea urchin) is the source of this 5390-nucleotide messenger RNA. RefSeq names its product ADP-ribosylation factor-binding protein GGA1. Gene Ontology annotation, biological process: intracellular protein transport; vesicle-mediated transport. The record is from RefSeq and is a predicted model, not a curated record. The coding region runs from base 41 to 2224 and encodes 727 amino acids. NCBI's taxonomy places the organism in Eukaryota, Metazoa, Echinodermata, Echinoidea, Camarodonta, Strongylocentrotidae. The transcript has 16 exons. Gene Ontology annotation, molecular function: phosphatidylinositol binding; small GTPase binding; ubiquitin binding. Gene Ontology annotation, cellular component: trans-Golgi network.
CUCUUUCGUUCAUUGCAUUAUAUUCUCAAUUGAGUUCAACAUGGCGGAAGGAGACGACUGGGAAACCUUAGAAACGUUGCUUAAUAAAGCAACCAAUCCUUCUAAUAGGGAUGAUGACUGGGAGUACAUCAUGAACUUCUGUGACAGAGUCAACUCAGAGUUAGAAGGAGCUUUGCUUUCGUGUCGGCUGCUUGGUCAUAAGAUCCAGUCCCCACAGGAGAGAGAAGCGCUUCAAGCUCUGACGGUCAUAGAGGCAUGCGUCAAGAACUGUGGAGAGCUCUUCCACAGAGAACUGGGCAAGUUCAGAUUCCUCAAUGAGAUGAUCAAACUUAUCUCACCAAAGUAUCUUGGUAAUAAGACGACUGAGAAGGUGAAGAAGAAAACAAUAGAACUGAUGUACUCCUGGCAAAAGGGUCUUCCUCAUGAAGGCAAGAUUGUGGAGGCUUAUGAUAUGCUGAAAAAACAAGGUCUGGUAAAAGAAGAUCCAACAUAUCUUGAUGAAGAUUUAUUCCCUUCUGUUCCCCCUCCUAAAGCAAAGAUGGCUGAGUUUGAAGAUGAAGAGAAAUCAAAGUUGUUAGCAAGGCUUCUGAAGAGCAAGCAUCCUGAAGAUCUGCAAGCAGCGAACCGUCUCAUCAAGAACAUGGUCAAAGAGGAUGAGAAACGGCUGGAGAAGGUUUCUAGAAGGACCAACGAGCUAGAGAGCUGUAACAACAAUGUCAAACUACUCAAUGAGAUGUUAACUCAUUAUAGAGAAGGCUAUACAAGCCCUGAGGAAAGAGAGCUGAUGAAGGAGCUGUAUCUCACAUGUGAAAGAAUGAGACCAAGUUUGUUUAGACUGGCGAGUGAUGCUGAUGAGAAAGAUGAUUGCAUUGCUGAUAUUCUGGAGACUAAUGAUGCAGUUGUCAAGGUGAUGGAGGUAUACAAGGAGAAGUUUGGAAUCGAGGAUCUAAGUACUAGUUCAUCGGGAGCAGAAGGAGGAGGAGCAGCAUCAAAUUUACUAGAUAGUAGUAAAUUAAUAGACUUUGCUGGUUCAAGUCCAGUCAAACAACAAGGUGCUGCCUCUGCUCCUCCUGAUCCCUCCCAACAAGAUGCUGAACAAGAUUCAACACAACUUUUAGCAUCGGAACUAUCUUCAUUAGGUUUGUCAUCAGAGCAGCCAGCUAAUAAAGUGGUGCAACCAACGAGUGCUUCAGACCUUGAUAAGCUCCUAGGUCCUGGUCCUGUCGCUCCAUCAGUACCCUCUACAACACAGGCAUUCCCUGCAUUCAAUACCAAACAAGCUCAGCAAAUGCCUGCGCGGAUGCCAAUGUAUCCAACACCACAACAGCAGCAGCUUAUGAUGCAACAGCAACAGAUGGCUCAAAUUAGAGCGUCCUCUAUGGGCAUGAUGGGAAUGCAACCUGGGUAUCCCAUGAUGCAACAGAUGCCGCAGCAGCAGCAAGUUGCCAUGGGAUCCAAUCAAGUGACACCUGUAUUCCCCACACAACCUAAAGCAGCAGGAAGUAUCUCGCAAACACCGGCUUCAACAUCAUCAUCGUCAUCUUCCAAUAACCCAGCCAUUUCAUCUAAUGCCUUCGCUGAUUUAGAGUCUUUAGGAAGGGGGCUCAUCAAGCCAAAAACAAAAGAAGAAACUCCUGCUGUAGCAGAUGACCAGCUCCUGUUCUUAGAUGGUUCUCCUCAGAUCAAGGCCCCAACAAAGAACCCUGAGGUACUCCCCAUUACUCCUACCAUUACCCCUCAAGCCCAGGCAUCAGUACCAGCAGCUACACCAACACCCCAACCAACAACUCAACCUACAACUCAGACUGUUCUAUCACUAGCUGAUGUCUUUGUUCCAUUGGAGUCAGUACAACCAGGUUCAACGCCACCCGUGACGGCAUACGAGAAGAACAAUGUGAAGACGAUAUUUCACUUUGCCAAAGAUUCUCCGCGACCUGACGUGUUGGUUGUUGUGGUAUCUACUAUGAGUACUAACACAUCACCCAUCAAGAACCUGACAUUCCUGGCUGCUGUACCUAAAACGAUGAGAGUGAAACUGCAGCCCCCCUCAGCCACAGACCUACCAGCAUACAACCCUAUUCUUCCACCAUCAGCUAUCACCCAAGUCAUGCUACUUGCUAACCCAAAUAAGGAGAAGAUUCGUCUCCGCUUCAAGAUGCAAUAUACACUCAACGACCUACCCUUCACAGAACUAGGAGAAGUAGACAAAAUGCCAUCACACUGACAGUAAUUUAUUAUUUUUUAUUGCUGCUACUAUUAUUUAUAAAUAAGAUGAAAUAAUAAUUGCAUAAAUAUAUAUUGUACAUGUACUACCAUGAAUGAAUGUCAGCUAACAGGAGGCAUGUUUUCAUUACUAAGAUAAUAGCUCUGCAUGAGCUUUACAAUAAUAUACAUUGGUGAUAUAUCUAUGUCCUGAUACUGCAUGCUACAGCACUUCAGAAGCUUUGUGUAGAAAAAAUGUUUCACAGUCCUGUAGUGCAGUAGGGUGAUGUGACACAUCUCCACUGACAAGAGUUGCUCGUGGCCAUUUUCCUGCUCUAGUCGAAUUCCUAAAUUCCACCCUGCAUUCAAUUCUAUAACCAAACCCUAACCCUAACCCUAAAGGUGACGGGAAGCCUAAUCACAAGACUAAUACCUAUCUUACAUGUUUGACAAAAUAAAGCCAGAAGCAAUUGUUUCUAGAGCAGAUAACAUCAUCCCUAGUAGAUAAUAUACAAAUGAUGCAUGCGCAUGAGUUCAUUAUACGAUCUCUCAAGUUAAAUAGGCUCAAUUUAGUGCGUACACAUAAAUAAGCGCACUUACUUCUAUACGCGUUUACGCAUAGUGCUGCUCAAGAAUAGGCCUACACGCAGUAUACGCGCCCUAACCGCUACGCCCACUACUGCGCAUCAUGUACACGCACUAAAACAAAAGCGUGCAAUAGGACUGGAAAAAAACUGCAUGCUUUUUCAUGAGAAAGCGAGCAUGACCAAUCAUUUGAUUAGGAUCUAGGAGUGAGUUGUACAAUAACAAAUAGCUGUAAACACUGAAUACGGGCAGGUUUAUCGGCCCCUAUGUACCAAUUUAGGGCCUAAAUAUUGUCAUGUAUAGAUGCAUGCAUAGGCCAUUGAUGAAUAAGCUUCUUAAGGUUUAAUGCAUUGCAUGCAGUGUACAGCAUCAUGAAUUUUACAUACAUUUACAAUGUGUCGAGACAAUGUUACCGUUGAGAAAAGCAAUAGUUCUCUUUGCAAACCAAAGGUUACAGAAUACAAUAUUAUUGUCACAAAAUGUUGUAAUUUAACUCUUUGACUGCAUUCUAUGUCUCUCUGCAAUGUCACCCGUUUGCCACGCAUGUACUUUUGCACAAACAAUAGGCACCAAUUGACAAAAGGAUUGCUUUUCGUACAACACAAUGGCUCUGCAAAAUUACCAAUUUCCGGUCUUGAUAAGCUCUAUGACGACCAUAUCAAAACUAGUGUAGAUUAGUCUUGCACUGGAACAAUCUUGAAGCAUUUGAUAUUUGUAUCCCAUGAUGAAUACACUGUGGCACAAGGAGAUUAUUUGUGUGCCGAAUAAAGAAUUAAUGUGUUUUACCAUCCAAAGACUACUUUCACAGAGAUGAAAAUCAUCAUCUGCAAGAAGAUCUUAAAAGCUAUGUAUUGCAAAUGAUAGGAACAGCUUUCUUGCAAGCAGCUGACAAAAUGACCUGUAAAGGUUGAACACAUUGUUGAGGUCUAAAAGGAAACAACUCUUGCUCAAAGUUUUAUUUAUCCGGCAAAGAGUGCAUCUUAUUUGGCAAAUGUGUUGGUCUCCUACAAGUAACUUCUAAGCAAGUCACCUUUGAUGUAAGCCUUAGCCAUUUUUGGUCCUUUCUUUGCUACAUCAAAACAUCUGCGUGUUACACAUUUCAUUUGUUUCACUCAUUCAUAACUUGGCAAGUCAAACAAAAAAUUGUCAAUUUUGUCUCCCAUUUGUUACCUCGUAUUAUAGAAUUAUAAAUACAGAUUCACAAAAGUAUUAUUUUAUCUGAUUUUGGUCUGAUCCAAGCUACAGUUCGCUAUCAAUAAUCAUCAGAUGAACAUGAAUCUUAGAUAUCAUUGAUAACAUAUGGGACAAGAUAACGUGCAUUUGCCCCAAUGCCCAAGAUGAUGAACAUUUCGGAUCAAACUUGUCAUGAAAAUAAUGUUCAUUUAUUGAUGCAUUCCCUGUACAUGCAAUCAUAAUUGAAGGUUGUUGUCUGUUUUUUUAAGCACAUACAGGUAAUCACAAUCUGUUAAAGUCGUAUUGUCUAUUUCUUUCUUUGCUUUCAAACUGCUAGUUAAAGAAACAAAAGAGAGAGUUUCAUUUCUCAUUUUGACUUGCCAUUUGUGGAUUUUGUUAGUGUUAAUACAGUGGAACUUCAAUUUAAAAACAAAAACCUCCUCCUUACCAAUGACAUAGCCUUGUAGUUGUACUAUUAUAUCUCAAUCUGGAUAUCACGGCUCCAAUUCAAUAGAGUACACAGAGCUGUAACCUUUCAUAAUGAGAGCUUAUAGCAUGGACCGUUUUCAAGUGAGGUCUUGUUGUAUAUGUUUCAUGCAGUAUAUGAAUGAAAGUCAAACUUUCAUGUUACAUAGUGAAAUAUGAGCUGCAUUUCAUGGUUAGAGUUGCUCCCAACUCCUUGGUUAGACUUCACAUCACCACAUACGAUCAUCACAUACACAUAGCAUCAUGCAUCAUGCUGAAUAUAUCCAUUGCAUUACUUAUAAAACUAAUAUCAAUUUUAUUCACCUGCUGAAAAGUAUUUAUUUAUGAUAUCUCAUCUCUUAUGUAGUGGGUUGGAAUGAAGCUCAUAUGAUGUAGAUAUCUUCACAGUAUUUGUAAUUGACCAUUCAAAGGAAAUGCUGAAAGCGUUUUGCACCAUAGUACUAUUCUGACGACUCUGAGUCUGAUUGUGAAAUAUAUUACUUGCAUUUCAGGAAAUGACUGUAUGUGUAAAUUUGUAGUAAUCGGGGUAUAAAGGUGUCAGGGUGAUUAGAAUCAUAAAUAAUAAUAGGUUUAGCAUUUAAAUUCAUCCUCAUUCUUAAUCCAGAGUCUAACUUCAUUAUAUGUUGUCCACACUUUUAUAAUGCUGCGAAGCAAUGUUAAUAGCAUAACAAUAUAUGUAUAUUAGAACCAUCUGCAAAAUAAGUUAAAUUUGUAAGAGAACAAACAUUGGAGAAAGAGUAUUAUUGUAUCUAAGCUAUUGGUUUGAAACUAUGUUUGGGGACAAAAUGUUGCAUUUUUAAUAUUGGCAAAGUAUUCCUACAAGAAAAUGAUAUUUCCUAUUGAUAUCAUGAUAUGAUUUAAAUGUUUUUUUGUUUUAUAGUGUUUAGUUAUAUUGUAUAAUAUGAUCCAAAUGUAAGACAUUAAAUGUAUACUUCACUAAUUUA